Messenger RNA from Striga asiatica, 423 nucleotides. NCBI's taxonomy places the organism in Eukaryota, Viridiplantae, Streptophyta, Magnoliopsida, Lamiales, Orobanchaceae. The record is from the annotation of a GenBank genome assembly.
AUGGCGAGGUGGGCUUUCAGUUUGGUGUUCCUUUGCGCUCUUCUCGCCGGACGUCAGGCGGCGGCCAGGGCUUUGGCCGGCGAUGCUGGCCUUGCCGACCAGAAGAACUUCGCCUCUUUCGGAGGCGUCGGUGGCUACUCCGGCGUCGGCAGUGGCGGCAUUCCGUACGGCGGCGUCGGCGCCGGAGUUGGCGGCGGCGGUGGUCUCGGUGGGGUGAAUGGUUUCGGCGGCAUCGGAGGUGGUGUUGGGACUCUGCCGUCCGGCGGUGCUGGCGGCAUAGGGAAUCUUGGAGGCAUUGGGAACCUUGGCGGCUUAGGUGGCGAUGCUGGUGGCAUAGGGAAUCUUGGCGGCAUUGGGAAUCUUGGCGGCUUAGGUGGCGGUGCUGGCGGCGGAGCUGGAGCCGGCGUCUUGCCAUACCCUUGA